AUGGCUCAAACACAAAAUCUCCCGCCCGUCUACGGCGGUCAUCCUGUCUAUCCGGCACCCUCUCUCCCACAGUAUGAACACAACCGACAAGUGCCGCUGCAACCAAACGGCCAGAACAUGCAGACACCGGCCGUCUCUCAAAUCGCAAAGACGAUAUCAGUCGUCAGGGAUGGUUUGAGAUUCUCCUUGGUUGUCGUGCAGCAACCCAUCCGAGCUCGCAUGUGUGGCUUUGGUGACAAGGACCGCAGACCCAUCACUCCUCCACCGUGUGUGCGCCUAGUCGUUGUCAACGAGCAAACAGGCCAGGAAGUUCCAGCAGACCAACUCGACGCCAGCUUUUACAUUCUCCAGGUCGACCUGUGGGACGAGUCAGGCGUGGUCGAGAAGAACAUUGUCAAAGCAGCCACCAAUUCUCCCGCCACUUCCAUCUCAACAGCCACGACUACCUCAUAUCCUCCACCACCAGAGCGCACGGCUUACUAUCCCCAUCAAGUCCCCUACACAGACCCUCGUACCAACCAAAUCGUCGGUUACGGCCCUCCGCCAGGCUAUGCCCAACCUUGGGGAUACCCUCCUCACCCUUCCAUGUCGUCCAUGUAUCCCCCCAGCACUGGCCACUAUGCUCAACCUCAAAUGGGCCCAGGCUAUGCACAAUAUCCUCCCCAACCACAAAUGUAUCCCCAAACACAAUAUCAACAACCAGCCAUGCCACAACAGCCGCAAAGCAGUGGCAUGUUUACCCGCAAUCUCAUUGGCAGUCUUACUGUAAACGCGAAUCAGCUGCGUGAUCCGCAGGGGAAAGAAGGUCACUGGUUCGUCUUGCAGGAUCUCUCAGUUCGCACCGAGGCUGCCUUCCGUCUCAAAAUGAGCUUCUUCGAUGUUGGUGCUGGACUUGGUGAAGGGGGCUCAAAGCUCUCCACCGGCAAACGUCCUGUUCUGGCCACCGUCUUCUCCGAGCCCUUCCAGGUCUUCUCCGCCAAGAAAUUCCCUGGUGUCAUCGAGAGUACCGAGCUCAGCAAAUGCUUUGCAGGACAGGGCAUCAAGAUCCCCAUCAGAAAAGAUGGUGGCAAGCACGAGGGCAAAGAGGAUGAAGAGGAGUAG
This is a messenger RNA of Aureobasidium subglaciale EXF-2481, 1101 nucleotides long. RefSeq lists its product as uncharacterized. The record is from RefSeq and is a predicted model, not a curated record. The coding region runs from base 1 to 1101 and encodes 366 amino acids. The transcript is spliced from 3 exons. Lineage: Eukaryota; Fungi; Ascomycota; Dothideomycetes; Dothideales; Saccotheciaceae.